Messenger RNA from Stomoxys calcitrans (stable fly), 2591 nucleotides. RefSeq names its product protein hook (gene hook). Gene Ontology annotation, molecular function: dynein light intermediate chain binding; microtubule binding. The record is from RefSeq and is a predicted model, not a curated record. Gene Ontology annotation, biological process: cytoskeleton-dependent intracellular transport; cytoplasmic microtubule organization. Lineage: Eukaryota; Metazoa; Arthropoda; Insecta; Diptera; Muscidae. The coding region runs from base 188 to 2188 and encodes 666 amino acids. Gene Ontology annotation, cellular component: centrosome; cytoplasm. The transcript has a single exon.
AUUUUUAUUGUGCUGCCGUGAAAAAAUAAAUUUCGCCUACAAAUCCUUGGCAAAAAGUAACAUUAGAUUUUGAUCAACAGAACGGUUUGUCUCCCUACUCGGAAAUUAAAAUACAAACGAACAAACGCCGGGUUUUAAUGCUCAUAAUUGCAUCAUUUCAUUGAAGAAAAACGUACAAAGUGUUGAAAUGGGCGAUAUGUGUCAGAGCUUAAUAGAUUGGUUUCAGACGCUUAAAUUGGCUGCUCCCCACUCCAAUGCCGAAGAAUUAUCCGAUGGAGUUGCUUUGGCCCAGGCGCUACACCAAUUUUCCCCCGAAUCCUUUACCGACGUAUGGUUGUCCAAAAUUAAGGGAGACGUUGGUAUGAACUGGCGUCUAAAGAUGAGUAAUUUGAAGAAAGUUGUGGAGGCCCUAUACGAUUACUACACUGAUGUUUUGAACUACUCGCUGGCCGAAUUUCCUAGGCCAGAUGCAAUGCGUAUUGCCGAAAAACAUGACGCCGUGGAACUGGAGCGAUUGCUUCAGCUCAUUCUGGGUUGUGCUGUGAACUGUGCCACAAAACAAGACUACAUACGAGACAUUAUGCUGCUGGAAGAAUCUUUGCAGGCAAACAUAAUGAAGGCUUUGCAAGAACUCGAGUCCUCGUGCCAAGGGGCAUCCAUGUCUAGGAAUCCUCUAAGUAUAGUAAAUUUCGAUAGUAAGAUAUUGCAAGAGGAGAGAGACAGAUUGGCUCAGAAAUGCUUUGACUUAGAGAAAAAGAAUGCCCUUUUGGUGGAGGAGAAGGCAAAUCUAAGUACCGAAGUGACCAAGCUGCAAGAAGAUAUAAGAAAACUGGAAACCGCUUCAACAAUUGGCGAUGAUGGCAUCUCAUUGGGCCCGGUGAUGGCAGGUUCUACAAGAUAUUUGGAUAUGCGUAAACAAUUGGAUGAACUAAAGGAGGAGCUGCUGCAAUCGGAGACAAGCCGUGAAGACCUUAGGCUAAAAUCGCAGCAACAAGACACCGAAAUUCAGUUGUUGCAACAGCGCGUAGAAGAGCUAAACAAAACGGCUACAGAAUUUCUUAAACUAAAAGACGAAAUUGAUGUGCUAAGAGAGGCAAAUGAAAAGCUAAAGGUAUGCGAAGCCCAGGUUAAGACUUACAAAAAGAAACUGGAGGACUACACCGAUUUGAAGAAGCAGCUCAAAUUAUUGGACGAAAGAAGCGCGGAAUACUUGCAGCAAAAUGUGCAAUUUGAGGAAGAUGCCAAAAAAUGUGCCGCCCUUAGAGGGCAAAUUGAGCUUUACAAAAAGGAGGUGCAAGAUCUCCAUGUGAAGUUGGACAAGGAAAUGAGCAACAAUCUUAAGCUGGAAUUCGAAAGUAAAACUAUGGAGGAAACCAUAUUCUCUUUGCAGCAAGCAAAAGAUGGCUUGCUCAAAGAGCGGGACGGCCUUAGGGAGGCUUUGGAUGAACUGAAAUGCGGCCAAAUGUCAAACAGCUCUGAAGAUGUUGCCACCGCAAUGUCCAAGGAGUUGCAACCUUCGGCCAUAAGUGAACGCGUCAAAAGGCUUGAAUUGGAAAAUAAAGCCCUCCGUGAGGGUCAAGGUGGCCAAACUGCUUUAAUGCAGCUACUCGAUGAUGCCAAUAAACGUAACACCAACUUACGCGAACAAUUAAAAGCAGCCACUGAGCGUAUUAUGUCCCUCACCCAUGUCGCUGCAACUAGCGAGGAUGGCAAUGCCAAAGGAACUGAUAUUUCCAAACAAAUGAAGCACUUGUUGGAGCUCAAUGAGCAGAAGGCAGUACAAUUGGAUGAGUAUAUCAAUCAAAAUACAGCUCUUCAAAGUAAAAUUACCCAAUUAGAGACAACAUUGGCCACACGGGAUCAAGAGCUAUUGGGACUCGAUACCAAGUAUCGAAAGUGUGUUGAGAGAGCAAAGGAUAUAAUCAAAAAUAUGGAUCCUCGUGGUAUAAAUGCAUCAGAUGCCAAUUUGCUGGAGAAUAUGCAAGAAAUUGCCGACUACAAAAAGCAGGAAUUUUCUUCGCUUGAGGAAAAUCUAAUGGCCACAGCUUUCUAUAGGUUGGGUGCCAACUCGCAACGCGAUAUAAUCGAUUCGAAAUUGGCUUUGCUUUUGGGACAAGGGCAAACAUUUUUAUCACGCCAACGGCAAUCCGGUCCCAGAAAGGUCAUGGCAACUGUUAAGGGCAAAUAAUGUUAGUUAGUAAAUGGCUUGGAGAUGUAACCCACAAGGGUUUGGUGAAGUAGUUGUUUGGGAAUAUUUUGUAAAAAAAUUUCAAACUUUUGAAAUCUGUUGAAGAGUUACAUUUUAAUAGGACCCAAGAGUAUAUACAUACAUAUAUACAACUUCAAUUAUACACACAAAACACAUAAAAUUUGACUUGUACAAUAAUAUUUGUAAUAGUAUUAAGAUUUCGACUCAUGUUUAUUAUGUUUAAUUAAUCACAUCUGCACUAUAUCAAUUAAGAUAAAAUCUUAUAAAAAGAACAAAAAAAUCGAACACUCACAUGUACACACAAACUCAUUAAUUCCUAAUAGAGGAAUUGCAAAUAUAUUUUUAUGUCAUGUUAUAUUGUAUUUAUAACCUAAAAUGUAUA